Didymodactylos carnosus is the source of this 2928-nucleotide messenger RNA. NCBI's taxonomy places the organism in Eukaryota, Metazoa, Rotifera, Eurotatoria, Philodinida, Philodinidae. The record is from the annotation of a GenBank genome assembly.
AUGAUCCGCAUUCGGAGUAUCGCUACAUUUGCCUAUAUAUGGGCUUCCCGUAUUGCAUAUUAUAAAGACGUAACAAUUGUUAUACUUGAUACAGAAGGUUUAUUAUCAUUAGAAGAGUCUGGUUCCAUUUUUGAUAAUCAAAUGAUAACAAUGGCAGUAUUAUCGUCACAUAUUGUACUUAUUAAUCACAAGGGCGAAUUAAGUUCUAAUUUGGAAGGCUUAAUUGGUAUGAGUCUAUAUGCAAAAUUACAACUUCAAAAUUCACCAUUAAAACCAAAAUUAUUAUUUGUAUUACGUGAUCAAAUGGAUCGUAAUAAAAAAAUAUUUUGUGAACAAUUAAGUCAAUUUAAAGAUAAUUUACAAACAAGUAGUCGAUUUUUAAAAGUAUCAAUUGAUGAUGAAUUAGAAAUAAAACAUGAAAAUAUUGUUUUAUUACCAAGUGCAUUUUCUGAAGAUAUAAAUUCAGAUUUAAAUAUACAACAACGUUGGCGUAAUCAAACAUUUCCAAUAAUGAUAAAUGAAUUAAGAUUAAAUAUAUUUAAUGGUUUAAAUGAACAAAUAAUAAAACAAAAUCAUGGUUAUAAAGAUUUUGAUUAUUUAUAUAAUAAAUUAACAAAUAAUUGGAAAUCUAUUGAUGAAUUAGGACAAGGUUUAUUAAUGUGUAAAACAUUACAUGAAUUAAGUACAUCAAAUGAAUUAAAAGAUAUAGCUAAAAAAAUAAUUAUUAUGAAAUCAACAACUUUAUUAAAUGAAGGUAAAUUAUUAUUAGAUGGUGAAUUAGAAAAACAAAGACAAUUAAUAAUAUCAAAUGUAACUAUAAAUAAUGCUGAUAUACAUUUAAAACAAUUUAUUCAACAAGGUAAAAGAAAUUUAGAAAAUUUAACAAUAUGUCUUGUACGUGAAGCUAAUGAUGAAUAUGAUAAUCAUACACAAAAAUCAUAUUUUAUUGAUAUGAAAGAAAGAAUAAGUAAAAAUAUAGAACCAUCAAUACGUUGUAAUCAACAAUUAUUAGAACAACGAUUUGAAGAAGAUUCAUAUACAAUAGCACAAACAAAUGCAACAAUACAUGUACAAAAACAAUUAUUAGAUAGUGCUAAACAAUAUUUUGAUAAAGAAAUAAGAAUAAAAACUAAUAUAAAUGAAUUAGAAAAUGCAUUAAAUAAAAGACAUAAUGAAUUAGUUAAAGAAUUUCAACAACGUUUAGAUUCAUUCAAAAAAUCACAGAAUGAUGUUACACAAACAAUAUUAAAUAAUUAUAAUCGUUUAGUUGAAGGAAGACGUGAUACAGCAUUGAAAACAGAUAUAUAUAAUCGUUGUCCAACAUUAGAUAUUAAUAAAUAUCAUUCUUAUUGUAAUAUCUUAAAUAUAUUAUUUGAUUACAUUCGAGCAUAUUUAUCAAUUCCAGAAAAAGAUGCAAAAAAAUCAUCUUGGUUAGAUUCCUUAUUUAAUAGUUCAAAUUCCAAUACAAAACGUCAAUGGGAAAAUUUAAGAAUAAAUUCGGAUUGGUUUGUAGAUCAUCGUGAUGAUGACAAAAAUAAAAGUAUUUUUAAAACAGUUGUGAAUAAUUUAAUUCCACAAUUAAAUCAAAAUAUAUUAAGUAUGUUAUCAACUUUAAAAUUAUCAUAUUCUGAUCCACAAACAAUAAUGUCAUUAAUUAGUCAUGUUGAUAAUGCUAUGAAUGGACAAACAUCAUGUAUACAAGAAAAUUUUAAAUAUUUAAAUAUAGUACGAAUAACAUGGGAUUUAAUUGUUAUUGCACUAAGUUUACUAAUUGAUGAAGCUAUAAAAAUAGUUGAUCUCAAACAUGAAGAAUUAAGAAAAGCAAUUAGUAAAUUAGAUAAAUGGAAACAAGAUAUAAAAGAUCAAUUUAUUGUAAUGGGAAAUUCAGCUGGACAAGGUAGAAAAUUUAGACAAGAUUUAGAAAAUCAAAUUAUGUCAGAAAUUGUUCGUAUUUAUAAACAAAAAACAAGUGAUGCAAUUGGUCUGAAUAUGUCAACAAGUACACAUAUUGAAGCAGAAAAAAUUGCACGUAGUGCAUAUGAUGAAAGUAUUGGAUCACAACCACCAAAUGGUGAUAAUAUAUUAAAAUAUGUUUAUGAUAUUAAUCGUUAUUAUCCUGAAAUAGCAUUAGAAAAAGUUCAGUUGAGUAAAGAUAAUAUAGUUAAUGAUCAAAUAAGUAAAUUAAAAAUAAUUAUGAAUGAUUGUAUUAAACAAGCUAUAAAUGUUGUCAAAAAACCAAAUCUAUGUAGAAAUGUUAAAGAAGUCUAUAUAGAAAUAGCAAAACAGUUAGAUGUAGUUUUACCCGGAUUUACAGCAUCAGAAAUGAUUGGUAUAGCGGCUGAAAUCGGUAAUCCAGAUCAAUUUAUACAAGCUUUUCAACAAAUUGAAUCCAGUCAACGUGAAAUGGAAAAACGUAUUGAUAUACUUCGAGGUGAAUUUGAAGAUGUGGCUACUGAAUCAUGUAAAACAACAAUUCGUACACGCCUUGGUUGUCAGACCUGUUGUCCAACUUGUGGAGCAAAAUGUGAUAAUCCAGAGUUAAGUCAUGAAAAUCAUAGAAGUACUGAACAUAUUGCAAUGGCAUUUAAAGGAGUGAAGCACCACAAUAUAAACACACCAACAUUGGAAUUAUGUUAUCAGAAAUUGCAAACUGGUUCUUUCAUACUUAAAAACGAAAGAUUUACCCCAAGAAUAAAAUAUUAUGAGGCUAGAGCACCAAGCUGGCUUAAUGAUUUAGACUCGAAAUUCCAAAAUGGAACACUUCGUAGUGAAUCAUAUCCACCACCUGAACAACGUCGAGCAUGGAUGGCUGUACGGAAUGCAUUGGUAGCUCAUUAUAAGAUGACAGAUCAUACUUCAUACGAUAAUAAUAUGUAUCCAUCAUCAAUACAUAGUUUGCCACCCGAAUAUAUUCCAAAAUGGAAAUAG